Molecule: messenger RNA, 654 nt
Organism: Rhineura floridana
Lineage: Eukaryota; Metazoa; Chordata; Lepidosauria; Squamata; Rhineuridae
Product: zinc finger protein RFP-like
Exons: 2
Coding region: 1-654 (217 amino acids)
Molecular function (GO): zinc ion binding
Source: RefSeq, a predicted model, not a curated record
AUGGCUGAUCUCAGGGCCCCCAACCAGGAUCUCUGCAAGCAAGCCACUUGUCCAAUCUGCCUGGAGUAUUUUCGGGAUCCAGUGAUCAUCCCGGAAUGCGGGCACAGCUUCUGCCGAGCCUGCCUGAGCCAGUGCUGGGAGAAAUCUGGGGCAGAGGCUUCCUGCCCUCAGUGCAGGGAAAGGGUUCCGCACAGGAACAUCAUCCCAAAUCGGCGGCUGGCAAAUGUUGCAGAGAUAGUCAAGAAACUCAGCCUCCAAGAGGAGAAACGGGUAGAAGGAAGAGUCUGCGAGAAGCACCAGGAGCCCCUGAAACUCUUCUGCAAGGACGAUGAAGCCCCCAUCUGUGUGGUGUGUGACAGAUCCAAGGAGCACACAGGCCACAAGGUGAUUCCUCUGGAAGAGGCUUCCCAGGAGUACACGAAAGGGGCAAAGGCCGAUGGGACGGAGAAGGGCCCUCAGUCAAAGCCUUGCCGGCCCUUCUGCUAUAUCUGCAUGCCCCUGGAAGAAAAUGGGGCAGCCGUCAAAACCGUUGGCUGGGCCCUUUCAAAGCGGAUCUUGGAAAUGAACGGGAACCCGGUCCCUCAGGUUGUGUGGUUUGAAAGCAAGCCCAAGGCACGAGGCCAGCUCAGGAGCGAGCAACGCUGCACCAAGUAG